GAUAAUAUAAAACCUGUGAAACUUAAUCACUGGUCCAAAUCCAGUUUUAAAUUCCAACUUCGAAUUUGCGAUUCUUAAACCUCAAUCUUUAAAUCUAAUUAAAUUAACUUUUACUUCUGUUACGCAAAAAAAAUUACACAUGCGCCUUAAUUACGCUUAUCGCGUCUUUAUAAAACAUAAAAUGGUCUAACUAAGAUAAUACAUAAAUAGAAGGAAAUCCCCUAUUAUGAGACAGUCGGAGUUUCUGCUAAAUUAAUCGGCAUCAUCUACUGGUUCCACCAUGAAUGAAUUGAAAAGAGAUUUGCGAUUGAAUUUAAACGUUGAAAGCCUUAUACUGUCUAACAUUAGAAUCCUAUCUCAUAACAGAGGACCUUCCUCUAAUUCAAUAUAAAGACUCAAGGAAAACGAAAAGUCGAGACGACAUCAAUUUGAUGUCGUAUUGACCAAAUUUAUGUCACAUUUUGGUCAAUACGGCAUCGAAUCGACGCCACCUUGACUUUUCAUUUUUCCUUGGGGGAGAUAGGGGGACAAGUAUUACGUCCUAAUUUCUUUUUCAGUUUGGCCCGGAAGCCGACCUGAGGGAGCGCCGGAUGUGUUCGAAGACCCGAUAAGCGGUUUUGCCCGUGUCCGCUGUCGCUGGAUCAACCCUAGGAAUACCUCCAGGAGCGCGUAUGAGCGCGAAUCGUGCUGCACGUGCCUGUUUCUCAGAGCCACCUCCGAAUGCCGCAACGAAAAAAACCUCGUGACACGAGAUAACGAUGUCAACAUCGAUAAAGUGUUAUUAAACUUGAUCGUCCUUGGCGAACGAAGCCGUUAUUCGUGUAUACCGAUUGAAAUCCAAUAGAGGGAUAUCUUUUUACUAAGGUUUUAAAAUACAAGCUCUCUAUUUCUCUCUUUCUCUCUCUCUCCUUUUCUUAAGCGCACGAGCGCUGAGAAAUAUCGCAAAUACAGAAACGUAGGACAAACUCCGUGCGAAAUGGCGUACGACGACGUUAUCCUUCGCAUGGGCGAGUUCGGCCGCUAUCAGCGCAGGGUCUACCUUCUGCUCUGUCUUCCGGCGAUAUCGUGCGCCUUUCACAAGCUGGCCGGCGUGUUUCUCGGUGCCAAAAUGAACUCGAGGUGUCUACUUCCACACGAGCACGCGGAGAACGUCACGUUCCACCUGAGCCAGGAAGCGCUGAACGCAAGCUACCCGUGGGACUACGAGUUCCAGGGGUGGUCCCAGUGCAUGAGCCGUGACAUCGUCGACCUCGCGAACGGCACGAUCGUCGGGCAGGCGAUUGGCAACGGCACUGAGGAGGCGGGCGUCAGCAAGUGCACGCAGUAUGUGUACGACAGAAGCGUGUACAAGAGUACAACCACUUCCGAGUGGGACUUGGUCUGCGACAAGGCGUGGCUGAGAGCGACGGGGGACUCGUUGUUCAUGGUAGGAGUCAUGCUUGGCUCGAUGAUAUUCGGCGGUUUGUCCGAUAAGUAUGGUCGUAGACCAAUUUUCUUCCUGUCUUUAGUCAUACAGCUGGUCGGCGGUGUACUAGUCGCUGUCGCGCCCGAGUUUAUUUCCUACGUAAUCUUCAGGCUAAUUGUCGGCUCAACCACCAGUGGGGUGUUCUUAGUAGCGUAUGUCAUAGCUCUGGAGAUGGUCGGGCCGAAAAAGCGGUUGGUAGCCGGUGUCGGCUGCCAAUUAUUUUUCACUACUGGAUACAUACUCACCGCCGCCUUCGCGUAUUUUAUUACUGACUGGAGAAUGCUGCAAGUAGCCAUCACGGUGCCGAGCAUCGCGUUUCUGCUUUACUGGUGGUUCAUUCCCGAGUCGGCGCGAUGGCUCCUGACGAAAGGCCGCCUUCAGGAAGCGAAGGAUCUGCUGCAACGUGCCUCUCUGGAAAACGGCGUGGAGAUGCCGAGCGAGGCUCUGGAUACGCUUCUUAAUAAUAACAGCGAGGAUAGCAUGCCCGACGCGAGGAAGCCCUCGCUCUUCGACCUGUUCCGUUAUCCGAAUUUGAGACGGAAGAGCAUUCUUUUAUUUUUCAAUUGGCUCGUAAACAGCGGCACGUACUACGGGCUGUCCUGGCACGCGUCCAACCUUGGCGGUAACGACUACGUUAAUUUUGUAAUAUCUGGAGUGGUAGAGGUGCCAGCGUACACUUUCCUAAUUUUCACCCUGAACCGCUGGGGCAGGAAGAUCAUUCUUUGCGGUUGUAUGAUGCUGUCCGGACUGGCGCUGCUUGCCACGUUAUUUGUCCCUACCGAUAUGCCGUGGUUAAUCGUCUGUUUGGCAAUGAUAGGGAAACUUGCCAUUACCUCCUCCUACGGUGCAAUUUACGUGUUUACUGCCGAACAAUUUCCGACCGUUAUUCGAAACGUCGGACUAGGCGCGAGUUCCACUUUCGCUCGAAUUGGCGGAGUUAUCGCGCCAUAUGUCAAUCAUCUGUCAGAAGUAUGGAUGCCGUUGCCACUCGUAAUAUUCGGAUCGUGCGCCUUAGUCGCUGGACUGAUGUCUCUUCUUCUGCCGGAGACAUUGAACAAAAAACUUCCCGAAUCGAUUCAAGACGGCGAGCUUUUUGGAAAGAAAUUGUCGAAGAAGAAGAAGAAGCAACAGUUGAUGCUCGAACAACUGAAUGACGUAGAGAUAAUAAAACCGCUGAAGGCGCAGGAGAAGCAGAACGGCGUGCAUGAAAAGCAAAACGGAUGACAUUAAUUCACGAAGGAACAUGUGUCGGUAUUACACUCAAAAUACAUAUUCGAUUCCCGUCUGACCGUACUUUAGAUGUCUGCCAUGUGCAGUACACGCGCCUGCAGGGAACUUGGCGUAACGCGAUGCUUUCGGUCUGAACUUGUAAUAUCUACAAUCGAUUAACACCUGCUCGUCCUUGGUCGAGCGUGUCCCAAUCGAGUCGGUUCGAAACGCAAAACAAUUAUUUAUACAGAACAAUAAUUAUUUAUACAGAACUAAAACGAAAAAAAAGAGCUAAUCACCCGCCAAAAGAAACGUACGUAUAUUUCGCGUUUUAAUAUCUUGAACAUAGCUGAGGAUGGCAUUGCAUUUAUUUAGGUAUCAUAUGUUGCGAUAGCCCGUAGACUGUAAGAAUUCUGCCGACAAACAUAUCACUACUCAACAGCUAAACGUCCUCUGUAAAGAAUGGCUACAGUAUGAAACAUUGUAACUUAUAAAUAUAAAAAACUUUUGCUAGUA
Messenger RNA from Vollenhovia emeryi, 3190 nucleotides. RefSeq names its product organic cation transporter protein (gene Orct). The record is from RefSeq and is a predicted model, not a curated record. Gene Ontology annotation, molecular function: transmembrane transporter activity. The transcript has 9 exons. The coding region runs from base 977 to 2689 and encodes 570 amino acids. NCBI's taxonomy places the organism in Eukaryota, Metazoa, Arthropoda, Insecta, Hymenoptera, Formicidae. Gene Ontology annotation, cellular component: membrane. Gene Ontology annotation, biological process: transmembrane transport.